Messenger RNA from Danio rerio (zebrafish), 2471 nucleotides. The record is from RefSeq and is a predicted model, not a curated record. NCBI's taxonomy places the organism in Eukaryota, Metazoa, Chordata, Actinopteri, Cypriniformes, Danionidae.
GAUUGGGUCAUUUAUGGAUAGCCCGGACUUCAAGCACUGUCCCUUUAAGAAAAUAGGGAACUAGUGAGAAAACUUUCAUUUCCUUGUCUGUUUUCUUUAUAAUAGCCACACGCGACUUUUUAUAAGGGCAAUGUUUCGCUAGAAGCUCGAUUUAAGUUCCUAAAAGUUAACUUUUAUUAUUUUAAAAGACUUUGCAGUCUUUGUUGCUACAGCGACGUUCAUCGUUUUCCACUUCGUGAUCUACCUGCAGUAUUGCAGUUGUCAGUGAGUCUCUCAACCGCGAGAUGGCAGCACUGAUCGCUGACGAUAACGUGUACCGCGAGGCGGAGCUAGACGGCGCGCCCCCUGCUGAAGCAGAGGAUCCACCGCAGCUGCCCGGACCUGAGGGAAACAUACAAGGACAGGUGGAGGAGUUUCUCGGCCCACAUCCAGACUACGAUGAGGAGGAGGAGGAGCGCAAGUACUACAGGCGAAAGCGGCUGGGUGUAGUGAAGAACGUGGUGGGGGCCAGUUGCGGAGGAAUGAUCAUCUACAGCGUCUACAUGGGUUUGUUACAGAUGCAGUUGAUUCUGCACUACGAUGAGACGUACCGAGAGGUCAAGUACGGCACAUUAGGGCUGGAGGACAUUGACAAUAAAAUGCUGAUGGGGAUCAACGUUACGCCUAUCGUCGGCCUGCUCUACACACCGGUGCUCAUUAGGUUUCUGGGCACUAAAUGGAUGAUGUUUCUGGCGUCAGGCAUCUAUGCUCUGUUUGUUUCAACCAAUUACUGGGAGCGAUAUUACACUCUUGUGCCGUCAGCGGUGGCCAUCGGUGUCGUCAUCGUUCCACUGUGGGCGUCAAUGGGAAACUACAUCACUAGAAUGGCCCAGCAGUACUACGAGUUUGUGAAUUACAAGGAUGAAAAUGUCCAGGAGCAGAAAAAACCUCCCAAAGGAGCUUUCCAUUCCUACAUCAUCAUCUUCCAGUCCGUCUUCUACAUCAUUUUUCAUCUGAGUUUCGUGUUUGCCGAGUUCCCCACGGUGCUGUUCCUCAAUAACUAUCUGAAUGAUUACAGACAUACUCUCUUCAAAGUCUCACAGUGUGGAGCCGGCGGCAAAGGAGUGAUUGAGAAUUUCAAUAAGACGGUUUUGAAGAGUCUGCCUCGCUCUCUGCUGCUUAUCGAGGUUGAGAGUGCGCUUAUGGGAGCAGCGUUUCUCUCCAUGCUCAUAUUCCUGCUGCUGUGUGGAGCUGCAUACCGGCCCACAGAAGAAAUUGACCUGCGCAGCAUUGGCUGGGGAAACAUCUUCCAGCUGCCCUUCAAGCACUUACGAGAUUACCGCAUCCGCCUGCUCUGCCCGUUCUUCAUCUACUCUGGCUUUGAAGUGCUCUUUGCCGUCCAGGGCCUCACACUGUCAUAUGGAGUGUGUGCAGUGGGCAUGGAGAAGCUGUGGCUGUUGGUUAUGGUGUACGGUUUGUCAUCCUCCAUCUGUUCGGCUCUUGCUUUGGCAUUGUUGCGAUUGCCCAGGCCCGUUAUUCUCCUAGCAGGAGCGUUUGUGCACUUCGUGUUGAUCAUCGCUCUGAUGUGCUGGUCGCCCACUCCUCGGGACACCAGCCGUCUUCCUUAUCUGCUGGUGGUCUCUGCACUUUGGGGCCUGGGCACUGCCCUUAACAAAACCGGACUGAGCACUCUGCUGGGGAUGCUGUAUGAGGACAAGGAGCGACUGGACUUUGUUUACACCAUCUAUCAUUGGUGGCAAGCUAUUGCCAUCUUCAUCGUCUACCUCUGGUCUGCAUUACCUAUGCGGGCUAAGCUGGGGCUGCUGUUGUUGACUCUCCUAGUGGCGUCUCUCUGUUACGUGCAGAUGGAGCGACGUCUGGCCAAGAAAAUUCCCUUCAGGUUGCCACGAAUCCCCCGUCCUCGACACAAGGUCAAAGGUUAUCGAUACCUCGAGGAAGAGAAUUCUGAUGAAUCCGACACAGACCUGAGUGAUGCAGACGACGAUGAUGAUAAAGAGGAGGACGAGAGGAUGUUGGUGGAGGAGGACAGAAAUACAGACGGCGAUUCCCAGGGAUCACCGGGACCAGAGAGGAAGCGGGUUCGAGACCGCAGGAGGAAACACGACAACACUGCCUACGAGCAGGCCGGAGAGAGAGACGACUACGUUCAACACUGAACAAAAACUGAAAAAAGAAGAGGUGAAAGAUGAGCCUGUGCUGAAAAAUACUGAAUAGCAAGAUUGAAAGAGAAGCAAUGCUAAAGGGAUAUAUUUCCUCACUUUUUUCCAUUAAAUAUGUUUUUUUUUCGUUAGAAAUGAAAAGUGAGGGUCGCUGAUGAAAAACGUUAGGUCAGAAAGUAGUGUACAGUUAAACAAACAUACCAAAAAAGUGGAAGUGACAAGAGCCAUUUUCGUAUCAUUGAAAGGGGAAGUGAAAGGAGGAAACGGUGGAUAAGUUCAGGUGGUUUGUUGCCAUAGAAAUAGAUAUUCUCC